AGCAUUUGGACAUCAAGCAGAAGAUCAAUACACUAAAUUGCUGGAGGAAACCCCUGACGAAGCACACAAGUGGUAUUACUUUAGCAGGUUUAAAAUGCAGCUUUAUAAUAACAUGAAACUUAAGAAAUCAAUGACUAUUAAAGACAUUACUGGAAAAAAUGAAUUGAAAGCUGUAGACGUGUUUGCCUUCUGUAUUGAGUAUAUAUGGAACACGCUUUUUCGAAGAAUAAAAGAGCAAAUUGCGAAUCUAAACGAAGAGAACAUUCAUUGGGUGCUCACAGUUCCGGCUAUUUGGAACGAGGAUGCACGACAAUUCAUGUUAGAAGCUGCAAAAAAGGCUGGAAUAGAGGAAGAGCGUUUAACACUUGCACUAGAACCAGAGGCAGCUGCAUUUUGUUGCAAGAGCGACGAGAUACAAAAACGGGCAACUGGGCAAGUUGGAAGAUUUGGAUCAUUUGAUACGGGUGCUAGAUUCCUAGUGGUAGAUCUUGGAGGGGGAACAGUCGAUAUUACAUCAAAUGAAAUCUUAGAAUCGGGACAAUUGAAGGAAAUACACAGCGCCUCUGGUGGACCGUGGGGUGGCAACAUUAUCAAUACUAGAAUAUGGAAACUCUUGCGAGGUAUUUUUGGUGAUAAAACAGUUACAAAGUUCAUUGCAGAACAUCGAGACGAUUACCUCGAACUUGCAAGAAAAGUUGAAUUGAAAAAGCGAACUGUUUCUUCUGAUGGAAAAAUGAGACUAGAGAUUCCAAGGUCGUUAAUUAUAGAGGCUAAUAAAUCCAAUCCGGACACGUUUGCUCAGGAAUAUAAGGAUAAGGUUAAACUAAUAAAAAAUAUGCUAAUUUUUUCACCCGAUGUUGUGCUGCAAAUUUUUAAAGACGGCAUCGACAAAAUCAUCAUUUAUGUGCAAGAUUUAUUGGACCAACCAAAAACAAAGGGGGUUUCAACUAUCCUUCUAGUUGGUGGAUACGCAUCAUGUGACCUUUUAAAGGAUGCAAUGAAAACAAAGUUUAAUAAUCUUACCGUCAUUUGUCCUCUUGAUCCGGAUUUAGCUGUAUUGAAGGGAGCAGUUAUUAUUGGUCACAUGGACACUCCUAUUGUUGGCAGAAUUGCUAAGUUUCAUUACGGAAUUGCGAUGGUGCCUGGUAUCGAACAGUCGCCACCAUUGACUUCAACUAUAGAAAAAUUCCAUACAAUCAUUCGGAAAGGUCAGCCGAUCCAGAUUAAUGAAGUAGUCACUGGAUACGAUUUUCCGAUAACGUUCAACAAGGAAGAAGCUUUUAUACAGAUUUACGCCUCCGAUGAUGAAGAGCCACCAAAAAUAAUUUCUUCGGAUAACUGCAGGAAAAUUGGUCACAUCCGUAUAAAAUUGCCGAAAUUUAGAAGGGAAGCACGUCUUAAGAUAGGAAUAUCAACUAGUGAAACAGAAUUUAAAGUAGUUGCCAGAGAUGAACAUACGGGCAAAUGCUUUGAAGGUGUAUGCAGCUUUCUUAAUUAAACCUUUUAAAUUAAAGAAAUUGUUAUUCAGAUUGUACAGGACUACAUGUAGCAGCUGAUUUGUAUAUUACUUUUUCAAAUAGAUUUCUGUCAUUGAA
Molecule: messenger RNA, 1595 nt
Organism: Mytilus californianus (California mussel)
Lineage: Eukaryota; Metazoa; Mollusca; Bivalvia; Mytilida; Mytilidae
Product: heat shock 70 kDa protein 12A-like
Exons: 4
Coding region: 95-1498 (467 amino acids)
Molecular function (GO): ATP binding; ATP-dependent protein folding chaperone
Source: RefSeq, a predicted model, not a curated record